Messenger RNA from Clarias gariepinus (North African catfish), 7122 nucleotides. Its product is annotated as adhesion G protein-coupled receptor L3-like. NCBI's taxonomy places the organism in Eukaryota, Metazoa, Chordata, Actinopteri, Siluriformes, Clariidae. The record is from RefSeq and is a predicted model, not a curated record. The transcript is spliced from 25 exons. Bases 465 to 5171 code for a protein of 1568 amino acids. Gene Ontology annotation, biological process: synapse assembly; adenylate cyclase-activating G protein-coupled receptor signaling pathway; cell surface receptor signaling pathway. Gene Ontology annotation, cellular component: axon; membrane; cell-cell junction. Gene Ontology annotation, molecular function: carbohydrate binding; G protein-coupled receptor activity.
GGCACGAGCUCCUGGAGCUGCUUUUUAAUCACCGCGUGAUCUUUGUCUCUAUAUAAGAUAUCUAUAUAUCGCCCUAACUAUAUUUUUUAUAUUCUUUUUUCGUAUGCAAUCUGAUUUCGAGCAAAAAAAAAAAAAGGGAGAAAACCGGAGCGCACGCACGCACGGAGCCGCUGGUCUUUUCAUUUACAAGCCUUGCGGGAGGGAGAGAGAGAGCGCGCGCGCGAUGCGAUGCGAUGCGGCCGCGCCGCCGGAGACACGGGGAUUGUAGGAAGUGGACUUUGGUUUGACCUUUGCACUGAUCGUGCUUGGAAGUUUACACACCUGUAGCCCUGUAGAAGGUCACGCACAGGUGACGUGGUAGUGGCCCGCAACCUUUCCUUUCCGACACUCUAGUUCGACUCCGCCGUCCGGAUCUCCCGCUGGUACUGGCCGACCUAUAGACAGGAGCGAAAAGGGGUGGGGCCAUGUGGGCGCUUCGGAUGCUCCUAUUGGCCAGCCUGCUCGGCCCGGCGGCUCUGGCGUUUAGCCGUGCCCCAGUGCCCAUGGCCGUGGUGCGAAGAGAGCUAUCAUGUGAGAGUUACCCCAUCGAGCUGCGUUGUCCCGGCACUGACGUCAUCAUGAUCGAGAGCGCCAACUACGGACGCACCGAUGACAAGAUCUGUGACGCCGACCCUGCGCAGAUGGAGAACACGCGUUGCUACCUUCCAGACGCUUACAAGAUCAUGAGCCAGAGAUGUAACAACAGGACACAGUGUGCGGUCGUAGCUGGCCCCGAUGCAUUUCCAGACCCCUGCCCUGGAACCUACAAGUACUUGGAAGUUCAGUAUGAGUGUGUGCCAUACAUCUUCCUGUGUCCAGGCCUCCUGAGGGGUGUUUACCAAAGCGAGCACUUGUUCGAGUCUGAUCACCAGUCAGGCGCCUGGUGUAAAGACCCACUACAGGCCUCGGAGAAGAUAUACUACAUGCCCUGGACGCCGUACCGGACAGACACCCUCACCGAGUACUCCAGCAAGGAGGACUUUAUCGCAGGACGACCCACGACGACGUACAAACUCCCCCACCGGGUGGACGGCACAGGCUUCGUCGUCUACGACGGCGCGCUCUUUUUCAACAAGGAGCGCACGAGAAACAUUGUCAAGUUUGACCUGCGUACGCGCAUCAAGAGCGGCGAGGCCAUCAUCGCCGGGGCCAACUACCACGACACGUCGCCCUACCGCUGGGGUGGAAAGUCGGACCUUGACCUGGCGGUAGACGAGAAUGGACUGUGGGUGAUCUAUGCCACUGAGCAGAACAGCGGUCGCAUAGUGGUCAGUCAGCUGAACCCAUACACGUUGCGCGUGGAAGGUACAUGGGACACAGCUUACGACAAGCGUUCAGCCUCUAAUGCUUUUAUGAUCUGCGGCGUGCUCUACGUGCUCCGGAGCGUCUACGAGGACGACGACAGCGAGGCCACAGGCAACAGGAUCGACUACAUCUACAACACGGAGCUUUCCAAGGAUGGCUACCUAGACAUCCCGUUUCCCAACUCGUACCAGUACAUCGCCGCCGUUGAUUACAAUCCCAGGGACAACCUGCUCUACGUCUGGAAUAACUACCACGUGGUUAAAUACUCGCUGGAUUUCGGGGCACUUGACACUCGACCAGAGUCGUCACCCUCGGUCCACGUCUUCAUGGACACCACCACCACCACCACCAGGACGAGCGCCCGGCCGAGUACGGUGUCCACAGCCACCACGUCUACCACCACAACCACCACCCCUAGCACUACCAGAUCUCCGGCCCUGAGCGGGUUCACUCCGAGGGCGCACACCACCACCGUCGAGCUCCGACCUCCAGGUGGCUCCGGGCCCCUUUUCAGCACACGGCCACCGCCUUCCUCCAUCCUGCCCAACAACGCCGCAGAGUUCUGUAACCCUACCGUAGAGGCGGAGCUUACCUGGCCGAAAACUCGCCAGGGCCUCACUGCCACACAGCCAUGCCCUUUUGGAACAAUAGGCAAUGCUUCAUUUGUGUGUACGGGUCCCGAAGGCCUGUGGGAUCUUCAAGGUCCUGAUCUCAGUAACUGCACUUCAUCUUGGGUGAACAUCAUAAACCAGAGGAUCCGAACUGGAGAGACAGCAGCCAUCAUCUUACGCGAGCUAGCGGAGCAGACUAAGGGCCGCAUCCACUCCGGGGACGUCACGUUCACGGUGCGGGCCAUGGGCCAGCUGGUGGACCUGCUGGACGUCCAGCUGCGCAACCUCACUCCGGGUGGCAAAGACAGCGCCGCUCGCAGUCUUAACAAGCUGCAGAAAAGGGAGCGCUCCUGCCGCUUUUUCGUACAGGCGAUGGUGGAGACGGUGAAUAACCUGCUGCAGCCCCAGGCACACUCGGCUUGGAGAGCGUUGUCAGCAGGAGACCAGCUGCGUGCUGCCACGAUGCUGCUGGACACGGUGGAGCAAGGUGCCUUCGUACUGGCCGACAAUCUGCUCAAGACCGACGUGGUCCAGGAGAACACCAACAACAUCCAGCUCGAGGUGGCUCGGAUGAGCACGGAUGGCAACCUACCAGAUCUGAAGUUUCCUCAGACCGGUGACCAAAGCAACUCCAUUCACCUGUCUGCCAACACCCUUAAACAGCACGGCAGAAACGGUGAGAUCCGCAUGGCGUUCGUGCUUUAUAAGCACCUGGGCACGUACCUGUCCACCGAAAACGCCAGCAUGAAGUUCAGCAGCGAGGCCCUCAGCACCAACUACACCGUCAUCGUCAACUCGCCCAUCAUAACCGCUGCUAUCAACAAGGACAGCAAUAAAGUCUACCUGUCAGACCCUGUUAUAUUCACGGUGCGCCACAUCCAGCAGUCGGAGGAGAACUUCAACCCAAACUGCUCGUUCUGGAGCUACUCCAAGCGCAGCAUGACGGGCUUCUGGUCUACGCAGGACUGCCGUCUACUCGCCACCAACCGCACGCACACCACCUGCUCCUGCACACACCUGACCAACUUCGCUGUGCUCAUGGCCCACGUCGACGUCAAGAGUGCAGACCCGGUGCACGACCUGUUGCUGAAUAUGAUCACGUGGGUGGGCAUCCUGCUGUCGCUCGUCUGCCUGCUCAUCUGCAUCUUCACCUUCUGUUUCUUCCGAGGCCUGCAGAGCGACCGCAACACCAUCCACAAGAACCUGUGCAUUUCGCUGUUCGUCGCCGAGACGCUCUUCCUGACCGGCAUCAACCACACCGACCAGCCUAUCGUGUGCGCCGUGUUUGCCGCGCUGCUGCAUUUCUUCUUCCUGGCGGCGUUCACGUGGAUGUUCCUGGAAGGCGUGCAGCUGUACAUCAUGCUGGUGGAGGUGUUCGAGAGCGAGCACUCCCGCAAGCGCUACUUCUACCUGGCCGGUUACGGCAUCCCGGCUCUCGUCGUGGCUGUUUCCGCUGCCGUGGACUACAGGAGCUACGGCACAGAGAGAGUGUGCUGGUUGCGUCUGGACACGUAUUUCAUCUGGAGUUUUAUCGGGCCUGCUACUCUAAUCAUUAUGUUGAACGUCAUCUUCCUAGGCAUCGCCUUGUACAAAAUGUUCCACCACACGGCCAUCCUGAAGCCCGACUCUGGCUGCCUGGACAACAUUAAAUCAUGGGUGAUCGGGGCGAUCGCCCUGCUGUGUUUGCUGGGUCUGACCUGGGCGUUCGGGCUCAUGUACGUCAACGAGAACACGGUUAUAAUGGCCUACCUCUUUACCAUCUUCAACUCCCUACAGGGCAUGUUCAUCUUCAUUUUCCACUGCGUCCUGCAGAAAAAGGUUCGUAAAGAGUACGGGAAGUGUUUGCGGACCCACUGCUACGGCGGAAAGAGCGUGGAUUCCUCAAUGGGCUCGAGCAAAAGCUCAGGCUCUCGCGCUCCCGGCCGCUACUCCUCUAGCUCACAGGUCCACCACCAGCCUUGUAUGACAAACUGCUCACAGUUACAGUAUGAACAAAGUCGGAUUCGUCGAAUGUGGAACGAUACGGUUCGGAAGCAGUCGGAAUCAUCCUUCAUCACCGGAGACAUCAACAGUUCCGCUACCAUCAACAGAGGUGCUAUGGCCAAUCAUCUCAUCUCAAACGCUCUGCUGCGACCGCACGGUUCAAACAACCCCUAUAACACUUUAGUGGGGGACUCGACCGUGUAUAACAACCCCACUCUGAGCAUGUACAACACACAAGACCCCUACAGAGAGACAAAGGGAAUCUUGAACAAUGCCCGGGAUACAAGUGUCAUGGAUACUCUACCACUGAAUGGUAACCAUGGCAACAGCUACGGUCUGGCGGGCGCCGAUUACCUGAGCGAGUGCGUGCAAAUGAUGGAGCGAGGCGGCUACGGCGUCCCGCAUGCCACGCACCCGCACACCCCGCUGGAGAAACGCAUCCUCCAAGAGCUCACCUCUAACUACCUGCCCCCCUACCUGAACAACCAUGAACGCAACAACCUGGUCAACAAGCUCGUCAACAACGUCAGCAACAUCAGCAACGUCACCCACGUGAGCAACAUCGCCAACCUGAGCAAUGCCGGCAACAUGAGCAACCUCGCCAACGUCAGCAACCUGGCGAACGUGAGUAACCUGAGUAACAUGAAUAAUAAUGGAACUGUGGGUGGUGGGCGGGGUAAAGACGCAUCUGCUCCUCCUCUCAGCCUGACGCUGGACCUUGAUGACUCCCCCGCCUUCAUCCCCGACGAGAACCUGGCCCUCGAGUUGAUCCGCGACGAGUCCGACACCCCGUUGCUCCCCCAGCAGCGACCUACCCAUCAAGCCCAACCUCGCCCGUCUUUCGGCUCCACCUCCUCCUCGUCUCGACGCCGCCUCCCGCAGGAAAACAGCGAGAGCUUCUUUCCUCUUCUGACUGAAGAGCAGGGCGACGACAUGCCCUCGCCAAGGAGAGAUUCCGCCAGCCAAGAGCGGUCCGACACGCACACGUUGCCACGCAGCGGAGGAGGAGGAGGCGGAGGAGCAGGGGAGGAUGCACGCGAGCCCACCGAAGGUGAUGAUGUGUACUACAAGAGCAUGCCUAACCUAGGCUCGAAGAACCAUCUGCACCAGCUGCACUCCUACUACCACCUAGGACGAGGUAGCAGCGACGGCUUUAUUGGUCCGGCCAACAAGGACGAAGCUCAACCUACCGAAACCCUGCAAGAGCCUACCCAGCUCGUCACCAGUCUAUAGAGGGACCACACCACCACCACCAACACACACCAACACACAUACAGUACACACACACACAAAUACACAAACACACAGAUCAUUUCUCUCAUCCUUUUCCGUCGCUUUCCCGUACUGGUCAAUUGUCCGCAGUCGUAGACAUUUCUUUGACGUGUUCUCUAAAAAAAACAAAAACAAACAUCAUCAAAAAAAGAAAAACACACUAAGGAAAACAAACCUGAGGAAAAUAACGUUGUUUCUUUGUUCUUGUAUUCCGGGUGACGAAUCAGACUCUGGGCCGGAGACACGACCCGGUGUGAUUAUUAUUACACAUUUUUUUUCUUCCUUUUUUUUUUUUAUUUCAGCAAAUUCUUUCAGCGUGCGGCGUGAUUUUCCCACGGAUGGACAGAGACGGACACCGAGUCGAUAUCGGAUUCCCGUGUUAUUUAGUGGGAUGAGUCAGAAAAAGCGAAAAAAGACUUCACGAGUACAAACGCAGACUGAGAUUUAGACUUUCGUGCCAAGCAAAUAAACCCUGAUGGAGAAAACUCUACAAACGACUAUUUUAAUACACUUCUUUAACCGGCAUCGGCUUUUUAAAUGUUUCUCCUUCCUGUGCGAUGAGUCUGAUACACAUGAGUCGUCCUGAAUAAAUCGAGUGAAAAAAAAAUGCAUUUUUUUUCGGGGGGACUUUCUUGCAACGGAUGACUUCGCCAUAGGGCACUUUGUUUCCUUUUGAUUUUUUUUUUUUUUUGGCGUAUUAAUAACAAAUAUUAAAAAGAGGAGGAUAAGGAACUAAUAUCACAGAGAACUAUAAGAUAUUUCUAUGUAAAUGUACAGCUUACUAGCAUUACAGUCUGCAGUCGUUUUUUUUUCCUUUCUUUUUUUUGUUUUUGUUUUUAUUCUGUUUCUAUGUAAGCGUGGUGAUUUAGAACCAGUUCAGUUCUGUUCUGUUCUCUCCUGACGCUCUUGACGAUCCAGACUGCAGUUCCGCACUCAUGCUCGCUUCCGCUGUUUGAUUUGUACAUUUCACUUUCGCACCAAUUAACGGAACAACAGCAGGAAAAAAAAUCAACAACAAAAAAAAAACAGUCCUGAUGGUCAUUUUAAGAAUGUAAUCAGAUUUUUUUUAAUCCCCACAGAAUUGUGAUUUUUUUUAUUUUUAUUACUAUUAUGAUUUCUUCAUCGUGGAGAUAAAAGUGAUAUCAGAGUCACGAUGCCAUUUUGGGCCAGCGGUGUAGAUUUCCUUAGAGAUCGAAGUGCGAUUGACGUGCUUGUUGGGGAAGACUCCAGCAAUGAAAAGGUGAAGACUGGAUUUAUGCAUUUAUAUGCAAUGGGUACUUGUAUUAUAAGGAAGAAAAAAAAAAUGCUGGGGGAUGUUUGACAUAUUAAAGCUCAAUAUUUGCAGUAAGAAGGUUAAGAACCUGCGUGUUUCAUUUUAAAGAUAAUAAAAUGCAAAACCGGUAUCAUAUAGCAAAACGUACACACUUUCCAUUUUUUUUAUUGUGUUUUUUUAUAAUUAUUUUUCAAAUUUAUCAAAUUCAAUCCAGUGACCUCCUGACUAAUAUUUGUUGUACCAGUGAAACUUGUUUGCCAACAAAUAAAUUACUGCUUAAGACUGAAUUUUUCACCGGGGUGCUGUUAUGUGGGUGGAUUUUUUUCUGCCUGGCUGCCUGAGAGACUUUAAACGGAUGGCAAAGAAAAAAAAAUCUCCAAAGAGCACUUAAUUAAAAAAAGAGGAAAAAAAAGAAAGAGCCAGCCAAUCUGGCUGUAGUUAAUAACCGGUUGCAAGUGCAUUAGACCCGUCAAACAAUGAGCGUGAUUGAAUCCAGAAAAGCGUACUUCAACUGUAAAGGCUUCGGAGUAGCACCAUGUCUGGAGAAGAUUAGUGUGUCUGUCCCUGCUCACUUCUACAGAAUCAGAAUGAAGCCCUUUAAAUUCUGUCCCGAAUGAAAAACACUUUUUGAGCAGGAGA